UUUUCAUUUUUUCAAGCUUUAACUUUGCAAAAAUUAGUUAUGUGGAAGAGCAGGACAAAAGAGACGUCUAGGCUAGUGAAGAGAAAUCAGAUAUGGAAAAUAGCACAAAGUUCUGUCAUAAAGAGAGCUACUGGGCGAUAGGAUCUAAUCUUUCAAUAGGCACUAUGUUAGUCAAUCUUUUUUAUAUGUUUAGAAAUCAAGUAAUUACAAAUGUGUCAAAAGAAAACAUGCUAUAAAUGCAGUUAAAAGCAUUGGGGUUUUGAGGGUCAUGUACCCAGUUUUAUCUGAUCCUCUGAUUUUUUCCAAGAAUGGGCAAAAGAUUUUGCAGAAAAUCCCUAGACAUGAAUACCCAAUUACCUAAAUAAUCACUAAAUAAUGAACCUUUCAAAACUCUCCCAUCAUUUAUAGGUUUCUUCCUCUACUACUUAAAAGGAAUUUCAGUUAAAGAAAAGCUUUGGUAUUAACACAACAUACAAAUGCUUUCCUCACACUUUCUUUCAUACAACCCUGAGAUUAAAUACAAAAUCUGUUUUAAAAAUAUUGAUAAAUAUUUUUAUUGGAAAUAUUUGUCAUUUUUGGCAGAUACCGAUGAAUUAAUUUAUUUGCAGAGAAAAGAACACCAUUUGUAUAUGUAAACAGAGUCUGAUAAAGGAUUUAUGGCCACAGAACUCAUGAAGGGAAAAAAAGUUUCUUGUAAGCCUGUGAGCAGCUGGAUUUGUGUCAGUCCUAAAUUUAUGAUCUGCAGCUGUUAAAUGUGUGGUAGGAGCUUUGUCUUCUAAAGCGUGAUGACAGUGUGAGCACAAGGCUGAGAAAAAGGAAACAUAGUGCUUUGAGAAAUGAGACUGUCCGAAUGUGGCAGAUGGUACGUGAACAAUACAUGACAACAACACCAGGCACGAGCCUAGAGAGGCCGAAGAAUGAAUACAUCUACAAAAUUGGAAUUUAUGGCUGGAGAAAGCGUUGUCUCUACCUGUUUGUUCUCCUCCUGCUUAUCAUCCUAGUUGUGAAUUUUUCUUUGACAAUUUGGAUUCUUAAAGUGAUGUGGUUUUCCCCAACCGGAAUGGGACACCUGCGUGUUACAAAAGAAGGCCUUCGACUGGAAGGGGAAUCUGAAUUCUUAUUCCCUCUUUAUGCCAAAGAAAUCCAUUCGAGAGUGGACUCAUCACUGCUUCUCCAGUCUACUCACAAUGUGACUGUGAAUGCUCGCAAUUCAAAUGGGGAAGUCACAGGCAGAUUGAAUGUGGGUCCUAAAAUGGUAGAAUUCCACAGUCAGCAAUUUCAGAUCAACUCAAAGGAUGGAAAGCCACUUUUUACAGUGGAUGAAAAUGAAGUUGUAAUUGGCACAGAUAAGCUUCGAGUCACAGGGCCUGAAGGGGCACUUUUUGAACAUUCUGUAGAAACACCGCUUGUGAAAGCAGAAGCUUUUAAACAGCUUAGGCUGGAAUCACCAACUCGAUCUUUGAGCAUGGAUGCACCACGAGGAAUUAAUAUCAAAGCACAAGCUGGGAAUAUUGAAGCGCUUUCCCAGAUGGAUAUCAAACUACACAGCAGUGAUGGCGUGCUUUUGCUGGAUGCUGAAACCGUGCGACUGCCCAAGCUGCCUGAGGGUACAAGGGGUGGAUCUGGGAUUUCUCAGGGGCUCUAUGAAAUCUGUGUGUGUCCAGAUGGAAAGCUCUACUUGUCAGUGGCCGGCGUGGGCUCCACUUGCCAGGAAUACAGCCGAGUCUGCCAGUGAGGCGCCCCAAAAGGCCACACACCCCCUUGGGCAUCUGGGUUUUGUAUUACUCCUAAAGAGCAUUACUGAAAGCAUAUUUUUCAGCAUUUUAGAAACAAAGUACUUACAAUUUAGGAAACAAAUCUGCAUCUACAGUUCUGGAAUACAGGGUGUAAGGGGAAGAAGAGCACAAAUGACAUUUCCAUUUCAGAAGAAUGACUUGAAUCAAAUUACAUGUUUUGUCAGUAACAUUUGGAAAACAGCCUUACAGAGAGUAUCAAAAAUAAAACAAAUAUGUUUCCUUGCUGAACUAUUAUUUAGUCAGAUGAUUAUGUCGUUGUUCAUAUUUUUGAGAUCCAUGGGUUUUUCCUCUCACUACAUGUAAACACUUACUGUAUUAGUGGGUGAAAUGAAAUUGAGAGAACUACUUGAAUUAUUUGUAAGACAAAGCAUUAUUUGGAAAAUUCAGAAAGUGCCAGCAAAUGGUCUAUGCAAUUUUGUUCUUGCAAUAACACAAGAUAGAAAAAUGUGGUAUUUGUAUGAGUUCUGUGUAAAAGAUGUUAAUUUGCUGAUAGCUUUCUGUUUUAAUUUGGCAACACAUAUUCUGAUUUGCUUCUUACUGAGAUUCAUACAAAAAUAACUAAUGCAAAAAGCUCCAGAAGUCAUGAAGGCCUCUCUGUGUCUCAGAUCCAUUCACUAUAAAACAGAGAAAUAUGUUAGUGUAUUUUAUAAUAGCAUUGUUUGUUCUACUGCCUGUACCAUCAUAUUCAUUCAAAUCCUUUUUUAUUUUAGGGCAUGCUAAUUCAACAAGGCAAUCUGUUGUGCCAGCUGGACUAGUAAACAAAAAAAAUGUGUCUUCAGAUUGUCUGACACAAGGAACUCUUUGGGCAGUGGGAAAAAAUCCUUUUAUGCAGCCAACAGAUUUUGAUUAAGAGGAAUAAUUCAUUCCCAUCUGCACCUGUUUACUGGUAUUUCUGAUCCUGUCAGACUGGGACUCCAUCACAAACAGAGAGAGUAAAACUGUUAUUAUUUUUACAUUAGGAUUUUAGAUAAAAAAAUAAAUGCUCACCAGAGCUGACAAACCGUUUAUUGGCCUUGUAAAGAAACACAACUGCAGAUCCAUUCCCCUGUACAGUGUUGCACUGAACACAAAUAAAUUGUUUGCACAUCUCUGGGUAGCAAGAUUUGUAUUUAAUAGUCUGUUGUUUAAACCUCAUGGGUUUUUAAUUCCUUUGAUGCUGUUUUGUAUAUACUUUAUGAUCUUAUUAUCCAGGAAGGAGCUAUCACAUAGUGCCUUGGCGUCUAUUUACAGAAGGAUUUUAACCCAUAGUGUUAGUAAACCACGAAUGUCCACCUUUUGGAAAAAAAAUAAUCACCAUCCUUAAAACAAAAGAAUCGGGACAAAAAAACUACUAACAAACUUGCUACUUCAGCUCUGGUGAACAAGGGAAGAAAACCAGCACUUGGAUGAGAUCCCCAGGUACACACAAAAGCCUGGGCUGAGAAAGAGAGUCCCACGUUAAUAUUUUCCGCUAUUAUUGUGGCAAAGCCCAGGGCAGUCCCUGUUUCAAGGGCUGCCUUUGCAAUUUCUCCAAGAGUCUGAUGUACAGAACUGAAACUGCCCUUCAGCAGCAGGGUGGAGCCCUCAGCAAUUAAUGCAAACUCCCAAGAACUCCAGUAGAGCGAUUAGGAAACACUUAAGGUGAGCUUAGGCAAGUGAAGCAAGGGUUCACAUGUUAUCUGGAGAGUGCUCCAACUGCUCUUACAUUGCCUAAAGGAGAAGUAGGAAGCCACACAUCUUCCAUAUCUGAAAUUGCCUUUUCUUGGACUUAGACUCAUUCACUUACUCUGUGUUCAGGAGUGAGUCCAAGGCUGUUGGCCAUAAGGAGAGAAAUGUUUAUCUCCACAACUGUAUCUCUUGACAAUAUCUGUCUCUAAGGCUAAGCCCUCAGCUGAGGUACACUUUAACAGAAACCUGUCUUCAGUAUUCCUUUAAAGUCAGUUUAGGUGGUUCCAGCUCCAUGCACAAGCUUUUACAAACCAAAACACAAGCAGACUUCAUUGGAUAGAAAGUUUGAGUACUGAAAUAAAGGUCAGCAAAUACCAUUGCAUGUGCCAGAUACCUAAAAACUGCUGCUAGGCAUAACUUGGAGAACUGUAAUGUCACCAGUCUCUUACAGGUGUAGUAUUAACAGCAAAACUGGGACUUGAGUCCUUAGAAAUUUCAGCCAUUGUUCUGACAUCAAGGAACAUAUGCCCAUUUCCGUGGAGUAUUGAACAAAUAAUUCACUAUUGUAACCCCUAAAUAUUAGCCAGAUACUGCAAAAUAGUUAAAAUCUCCUUGUUCUGCUGGCAGUAGAAGCACAUCACUUCAAGUUAUACAUUUUAAGCUUUUGUUUUGGAGGCACAUUUUCAAAUGUGAUUUGCCAGUUAAUUCACAGCAAGGGACCGAACUGAGGCCUUCCAGGCAAAAAUAACCUGACCCCUAAAGAGCUAGGAGAAUCAGGGUGCAGUCCCCUGGCUGGUAACACUAUUAAGCAGGAUGGCACUUCAUUUAGACACUGCAAUAAGUACCACCUUCCUUGUGGAAAUAAAUCUUCUGGACUUGCUUCAUUUCACAGGUGGAGUCUAAGUAGUACCAAAACCUAAAGAGGUCUGCUGUACCCUCAGCACUGCCAUCACACAAAUCACCAAUGUGAUCCUUUUCAUUGCUUAAAUUUGAUUCUUCUUUUCAUUAUGCUACAACACUGACAUCAGAAGUAUUGUUCCAUUAUAGAAGUUGUGCACAUAAAGCGUGGCUGGCGACAUCUUGUUACUGACUACUUUUUUUCUUUUAGGUGUGAUUAGUAGAGAAACAAAAUUUAUGCUAACAUUACCAGAGUAUUGUCAGCUGAUGCUACAAUCUGAAUGGCUGUUAAUCUCAACAGAGGUCACACAUCACUAAAUUAUAAUUUCUGAUAUCUCUGUGUGGAUGUCUAUUUCCCCCUCUUUAAUACUUCAAAAUUACUGUUUCUACUUGAAUCAAACUUUAGUAAUUAGUUAGAGUAACAGAAAAUUAUGGCACAGGGAAGUGAGAGUAUGCAGUUCUCUAGUUUAUUUCCAAAAGCAUUAUCCAAAUGGAGAAGAGAAAAAACAUCACUACCAGCAUAGUGAACUGAUUUGUUUGCAUAUUUACUCCCUCAAAAAGAAUUAUUUACAGCCGUUCUUGCAACUGGUUGCAAUUGUUACAGAGUGGAAAAAUGAUAGAAAAACUUCACUGGUGAUUGCGCAAACACAAGCUUUUUUUGUCCAUUUCACAAUCCUUUAGUAUUUGCAGUUGUCUUAUCUUUAUAUAGCUUUAUGCAAAAGGAAAUUGCAAGAAUUGGAAACCAAGUUCUUGAAUAAACUUUAUACAUUUUGAACAGUCUGCUUCUGCUUUUGUAUUCAA
Camarhynchus parvulus is the source of this 5141-nucleotide messenger RNA. It is a transcript of the gene SGCG, whose product is annotated as sarcoglycan gamma. NCBI's taxonomy places the organism in Eukaryota, Metazoa, Chordata, Aves, Passeriformes, Thraupidae. The transcript is spliced from 8 exons. Bases 851 to 1735 code for a protein of 294 amino acids. The record is from RefSeq and is a predicted model, not a curated record. Gene Ontology annotation, cellular component: sarcoglycan complex; sarcolemma. Gene Ontology annotation, biological process: cardiac muscle tissue development; heart contraction.